AUGGUCCAGAAGCGACCGUCGUCGCCUCCCCCGCCCGAAGAGGAUCGGCUGCGACCGCCGCGGUAUGCCGCCGAGGACACCACCCCGACGCGGCGAGUCGAGAUCCUAGGCUGGUAUGCGUAUGGCAUUGCGGCAGAGGUGUUUGCCGUAUGUGGAGUGGGUUCCUUCCUCCCCAUCACCCUCGAACAACUCGCCCGCGAACGAGGAACAUUUCUCAACAGUCACUUGCCGUGUGUGCCGACAAGCGUCUCGGCGGGUGGGAAUGGGACUCAUGCGAUGACUCGGGGCGGUGAUGAGAAUGGACAAUGUGUUGUGGACCUGUUCGGGAUGCAAAUCAACACCGCGAGUUUCGCGAUGUAUACGUUUUCGCUGGCCGUGCUGGUGCAGGCAUUGACUCUUAUCUCGUUCAGUGCGCUGGCAGAUUAUGGAACAAACCGAAAAACUAUGUUGUUGAUCUUUGGCUUCCUCGGAUCGACAACUUGUAUGAUGUUUAUCUUCGUUGCGCCCCCGGUAUUCCUUCUCGGAUCGAUAUUGGCGAUCAUUGGGGUGACCUGUUUGGGCUCGUCGUUUGUCGUGCUCAACUCUUUCCUACCGCUCCUGGUGGCCCACGACCCUUCCAUUCACCAUGCCAAACUACAGCGAGCAUCGCGACAAAUGUACCGGCACGACGACGACGAGGAAGCAGAGGAGCAUGAAGCCGUGAACGAUGUCGAGGACGAGCCAGAUGCCGACCCAAAGAAAAAGAAGGGCCCGGUGUCCCCUGAGAUGCAGCUAUCGACGCAAAUCUCGUCAAAAGGAGUCGGGCUGGGCUACAGCGCAGCCAUGUUUGUGCAGUGUCUGAGUAUUCUGCUACUGUUCUGCCUCUCGAAGACCUCCCUCUCCAAGACAUCGGCAACCUUGCCCUUACGUUUCGUUCUCUUUCUCGUGGGUGUCUGGUGGUUCGGUGGUACUAUGGUGACUCGCCGCUGGCUGCGUAGCCGUCCGGGCCCUCCCCUGGACUCAUCCACCGCGGGCGGCAAUCGGGAUGACAACCGACUGAGUCAGUGGCGCGCCUCCCUCCGCAUGAUUGGGUUUGCAUGGAAGUCCCUCUGGCGGACGGUCAAGAUAGCGGCGAAACUGCGCGAGAUGGUGAUCUUCCUGGUCGCGUGGUUCCUGCUCUCGGACGCGAUUGCCACCGUGUCCGGGACGGCCAUCUUGUUCGCGCGCACAGAGCUGAAGAUGAGCACCGAGGCCGUGGCCAUGCUCUCCAUCACGGCCAUGGUAUCCGGCAUGGCGGGCGCUUUCCUGUGGCCCAUCAUCUCCCGCCGAUUCAACCUGCAGUCCAACCAUACCAUCAUGGCGUGCAUUGCCCUGUUCGAACUCAUCCCCAUAUACGGCAUGAUGGGCUACGUUCCCCUCUUCAAGCGGUGGGGGGUGAUUGGCCUUCAGCAGCCGUGGGAGAUCUACCCGUUAGGCUUCAUCCAUGGCUUCGUCUCCGGCGGGCUCAACUCCUACUGCCGCUCCUUCUUCGGCCAGCUCAUCCCGCCGGGCAACGAGGCAGCCUUCUACGCCCUUUACGCCGUGACCGACAAGGGCAGCUCGGUCGUGGGCCCGGCCAUCGUCGGCGGCCUGAUUGAUGCCACGGGAUCGGUCCGCUCGGGCUUCUUCUUCAUCGCUGUUCUUAUCUUACUCCCUAUCCCGCUCAUUGCUUUCGUGAAUAUGGACAAAGGGCGCCGAGAUGGCAUCGCUAUGGCCGAGAAACUCGAGGGCGAUGCUCGGCGUGACCAAGAGGAAGAAGAAGAGGGGUUAUUAAGAGGACAACGUAGUCCGUAG
Messenger RNA from Penicilliopsis zonata CBS 506.65, 1812 nucleotides. RefSeq lists its product as hypothetical. Lineage: Eukaryota; Fungi; Ascomycota; Eurotiomycetes; Eurotiales; Aspergillaceae. Gene Ontology annotation, biological process: amino acid transmembrane export from vacuole. The coding region runs from base 1 to 1812 and encodes 603 amino acids. The transcript has 4 exons. The record is from RefSeq and is a predicted model, not a curated record.